This is a messenger RNA of Heterocephalus glaber (naked mole-rat), 3751 nucleotides long. RefSeq names its product DIRAS family GTPase 1 (gene Diras1). Gene Ontology annotation, cellular component: membrane. Gene Ontology annotation, biological process: signal transduction. Lineage: Eukaryota; Metazoa; Chordata; Mammalia; Rodentia; Bathyergidae. The record is from RefSeq and is a predicted model, not a curated record. Gene Ontology annotation, molecular function: GTPase activity; GTP binding.
GACAGCACGACUGCAGCGGCGGGCCGGCGGGGGGCGGCGCGGCGCGGACAGGAGCCCGAGCAGCAGCGGCCCAGCGCGGUCCCCUCCCUGGCCGGUGGCCUUUGGCGUCCGACUGUCCUCUCCGCACAGGGUCGGUCCGGGGUCCCAGCAGCCGGUCCGUCCCCCCAGCCAGCCGGCCAGCGGGGAAGAUGCCGGAGCAAAGCAACGACUACCGUGUGGUGGUUUUUGGUGCCGGCGGCGUGGGCAAGAGCUCGCUGGUUCUGCGCUUCGUGAAGGGCACGUUCCGCGACACCUACAUCCCCACUAUCGAGGACACCUACCGGCAGGUGAUCAGCUGUGACAAGAGCGUGUGCACCCUGCAGAUCACAGACACCACGGGCAGCCACCAGUUCCCGGCCAUGCAGCGGCUGUCCAUCUCCAAGGGCCACGCCUUCAUCCUGGUGUUCUCCGUGACCAGCAAGCAGUCCCUGGAGGAGCUGGGCCCCAUCUACAAGCUCAUCGUGCAGAUCAAGGGCAGCGUGGAGGACGUCCCCGUCAUGCUGGUGGCCAACAAGUGUGACGAGGCCCAGCGCGAGGUGGACACGCACGAGGCGCAGGCCGUGGCGCAGCAGUGGAAGUGCGCCUUCAUGGAGACGUCGGCCAAGACGAACUACAACGUCAAGGAGCUCUUCCAGGAGCUGCUCACGCUCGAGACGCGCCGCAGCGUGAGCCUCAGCGUGGACGGCAAGCGCGCCGGCAAGCAGAAACGGGGCGAGCGGGCCAAGGGCAAGUGCAGCCUCAUGUGAGAGCCGCCGCCGCCUCACAGCGACACCGACACCGACACCGGCACCGGCACCGGCACCGGCACCGGCACCGGCACCGCCACUCGGACCUGCUCCUCCGCCGCCUGGGCCUCCUACUCCUCCUCCUGAACCGCCAUCACCCGCCCCCCCAUUUCUUCUUCCUCCUCCCGCAUCCUGGCUGGAGAAGACAAGGCUGCCCACCCAGCCCUCCGCAGGCAGCUCGGGGGGCUCCCACCCGGCCCCUCCUGAUGCUACAGCUCUUCUUCCUUCCCACCCCUCUCUCUGCCCUCCUGACCGAUCUGGACUCCUCCCAAAGCCUGGAGCUGGAGGGGACUCCCGUGUCCUGCGGAUGAGAAAUCGGGGAGUUGGCAAAAGGAGCCUCUUGUCCCAGCGGGGACCAGAGAGGCUCCCUUUCUGAGGACCCGCACCUCUGUCCCCUGUCCCUCCGGUGCCCCUGUCACACCUGCAUCCCUGCCCCCCACAUUUGAUCACUGUGACCUCCCAGGGGAGGGGGCUGAAAUGCACAUCGACCUCAGAUACUUUUCUUCUUCUUUCUCCUCCCUGGUGUUAAACACGCACCCUGUGCCACCCCGUCCCCCUCGACCUCUGCCCGACCUGUGCUCCUCCUCUGGUCCCUGUCUAUACACCAGGUGCAGGGGCCCGCGGGAUGGGCCUCAGGCCACCAGGCAAUAACCGCAGGGCCUGUGCAGCACCCCAUCAGCCUGAACCCCCCGCACCCCGGGACGAGUGGACAGACACAGCACAAACCCGGGAUGGUCCAGCCAGGGCCACCCCGGAGCCUGGAGCCUCAGGGCUUCCUGGACACUGCCCACUGGGGCCUGGCCCUUCCACCAAGAGAAGGACAUUGGCAUGGCAACGUGGCUACACCAGCAUCCUGGUUGGGAAUCUGGGGUGCUGGGGAGGGGGUGGCCAGGGAGAUACCACCUAAGCCCUAUUCAGGGCCAGUAGUUGGGACCUAGCAUCACCAGGAUGCAUGGGGGCCCCGGUGGGACCCGCUUCCUCCUGCCAACCCUGCCCCAGAGAUGGGGCCCCAGGAAGUGUCCCAGAGUCUGGGGUAUCUGCAGCCAUGAGAGGUAGGGUGUCCGUCAGUGUCUGGGUGACACUUCCCCGUGCCAGGGCUGUCGGGAGCCAGGUGAAGGUGGCUGUGGGAUGACGUAUUUGUGCACCUGUGUGUCUGUCCUCAGGGUGGUGUGUUUUGCACCUGUUAUAAAGGCCCUGCUCAUGUGUAGAGUGGGUGGUGCGGCCAUUCGUGUACGGCUGUUGACAAGACUGGGUAUUGGUGACUUAUGCGUGUGAGUCUUUAUACUUGUAUGAACAUGGCUGUGUUUUCAGGAGUGGGUGACGUGAUUUAUCUGUGAACCUGUUGUUCUGACUCUCUGAGGAUCACUGUGUCUGCUCUAGUCUUGUGCAAGCUGACUCUGUUCAGAGUGUAUCAGUCAGCCCGUGAAAUCCACCAGUAUGGCAGCCUGAAGCGACACACUCUUAUGGUCUUCCAGCUUCUGAGGGUCAAGACCUGGGUGGGAUGAGUUGAAUUCUUUCCUUGGGAUCUCACAAGGCCACAAUGAAGGUGUUCACUGGAGCCAGGUGUGCUGGCACAUGCCUGUCAUCCCUGCAUUCUGGGAGGCUGAGGCAGGAGGAUCAUAAGUUAUAGCUCCCUUGGGCAACUUAGUGACUUAGCAAGUCCCUGUCUCAAAAUAGCAAAAUAAAAAAGGGCUUGGGACAGAGCUCAGUGCAAAGGCCCUAGAUUUAACCCCCAACACCCCCCAAAAAAGCGCCAACUGAGCUGCGGCCUCAUUUGAAGCCAGACAGGGAGGACCUGCUUCUGAGCUCGCGUGGCUGUCACAGAAGGUAGUGCCUUGGGGUUCCAAGACUGAGGACCUCAGUUCCUCAGUGGUUAUCAUGUGGGCCCCUCCAUGGGGAGGGGCCCAGUGUCUCAAUGUGGCAGCUAAGCUCGUAAGGCACAGUGUCUGGGAAGAUGACCAUUCAACUAUUUUUUUUUUGGUACUGAGAAUUGAACUUGGGUCCUUGCACUUGCGCAGCAGGCAGUGAAACCACUGAGCUAAAUCCCCGGCCCAUUCAACUUUUUAUUUUCUUGUAGUCCUAGGGGUUGAACCCAGGCCCUCAGCACUGAUCUCCAUUCCCAGCUCUUUUUUAUUUUGUUAUUUUCAAGACAGGGUCUCGCUAAGCCACUAAGUUGCCCAGGCUGAGCUGUAACUUGGGAUCCUCCUGCUUCAGCCUCCCAGAGUGCUGGGAUGAUUGACCAUGUCUGACCUCUUAGAGGGGGUGAGGAAGCUGUGUGAGUGCGCGCGCGCAGUGUGUGCACCUGGCCUGUGAGGGAGAUCUCGCGCGUGUGGCCGUGCGAAGAGGAUGCAGGCAGAGAGAGCCUCCAUGUCUGGCCUGGCAUCUUUGUGAUUGGUUUUCCUCAUAUUCAGGGGAUUGUCCCCUCCACAGAUGCUUCCCGGGCACACCAGAGAGGCAGGGAGUGUGUUUGCCUGUGAGGGUACCUGGGUGUGUAUGGGCCCCCGAAGACCUUGCAGCCUCGUGUUGCAGCAGAGCUGAGCCCUGAUUUCAGACGGGCCCAGGGACCCUGGCAGCUCCUGCUGUCCCCUCUCCUGGCCCCGGGAGUGGCUCCUGGCUGGACAGGGGUCCCAGCCCUUUCUCAGGGACACACCCUGAUAGCACAAUCCCCAUGGGGCCGCCUGUCCCGGGCCUCUCCCAUUCCUCACCCCAGGGUGAGGACAUCUGCAAUAGGAGGGGCUGGAGCCCACCUUGGCUGCGCCCAUCCUGCCCGGGCAUCCCUGGUGCUGGGGACCCUGCCAGGCCACGCUUGCUGUGAUCCUGCCCCACCCUCCCCUGCAUGUGGGAGCCCCCGCCGCCCGCCGUGGGGUCUGUGUAGCGUCCGCUGUAGACUUAGUCUUCCUGCAAUAAAGACAUGGAUCCUAUGUUGC